Molecule: messenger RNA, 1836 nt
Organism: Ziziphus jujuba (common jujube)
Lineage: Eukaryota; Viridiplantae; Streptophyta; Magnoliopsida; Rosales; Rhamnaceae
Product: MDIS1-interacting receptor like kinase 2-like
Exons: 2
Coding region: 1076-1498 (140 amino acids)
Biological process (GO): protein phosphorylation
Molecular function (GO): protein kinase activity; ATP binding
Source: RefSeq, a predicted model, not a curated record
GUAACCAAGGAUCCUACUAAAUAAUAAUAAAAUAAACCAGUCUUCUUAAUGACAUAAAUAGGCCUUAUAAGUGAGUAAUUGAUUAUGUUAAGUCCACAAAUUAUUUAUUUAUCUAACAAUCCAAUCUGACACUUCUGAACAUAGCAGCAAACAAACUGACCGGACCGAUUCCUGGACAGUUAGAUGACUGCACAAAGUUAUUGAGCUUGAAUUUAAGCAAAAACCAAUUCACCAUGAAUAUCCCCUAUGAGAUUGGAAGCUUACAAUCUCUUUAAGUUCUUGAUCUUAGUUACAAUUCACUGAUAGGGGAGAUUCCUCCACAACUUGGCAAGCUGAGAAACUUAGAAGUAUUGAAUCUCUCCCAUAAUGGGUUCUUUGGUUCAGUCGCAUCAUCUUUCAAUGAAAUGUUAAGUUUGACAGAAAUUGAUUUAUCCUCGAACCAAUUGGAGGGUCCUCUGCUCGAUAGCAAAGUCUUCCAAGCUUCUCCAUUUGAAGCAUUCACAAAUAACAAAGGCUUGUGUGGUAAGGCUGCGGGUUUGGAGGCUUGCCCAUCAACCACAACUAGUGGAACAAAGGGUAAAAAUUAUGUCAUUUUGGAUGUAUUCCUUGUUUUAGGCAGUUUGGUCCUUGCUCUCAUUGCUAGUGGGAUUAUUUUUGUUCUUUACAUUCGUUGGACUGGAAGGAACAAUACAAACAACCGAAGAGAAAGACUCACAGAGAAUUUGUUUGCGAUGUGGAGCUAUGAUGGAAGAAUGACUUAUAGAAACAUCAUUGAAGAAACAGAAAAUUUCCAUCCACGACAUUGUGUAAGAGAGGGAGGGCAUUCAAGAGUUUACAAAGCUAAACUGCAGACAGGUCAGGUUUUCAUAGUGAAGAGACCUAACGCAUUAGACGAGGGUGGGCUAGUUGAUUUAAAAGCUUUCAAGAGUGAGAUUCGUGCCCUAUUAGAAAUCCGCCAUUGCAACAUUGUGAAGCUUAUGGAUUUUGUUCACAUCCAUAGCAUUCAUUCUUGGUUUAUGAUUUCUUGGAAGGUGGAAGCCUAGAAAAGAUACUAGGUGAUGAUAGAGAGGCAGGCAUGUUUGAAUGGAGUGAGAGGGUAAAUCUUAUCAAAGGUUUGGCUAGUGCUUUAUCCUAUAUGCACCAUGAUUGCUUGCCUCCUGUGGUUCAUCAAGACAUAUCCAGUAAGAAUAUCUUGGUGGAUUUAGAAUAUAAGGGAUAUAUUUCUGAUUUUGGCACGACAAGGCUUUUGAAGCCCAACUCUUCAAAUUGGACUUCAUUUGCAGGCACAGUUGGAUACACUGCUCCAGAAUUUGCCUUCACACUGGAAGUGAAUGAGAAAUGCGAUGUUUAUAGCUUUGGAAUGGUAUCAUUAGAAGUGAUAAUGGGAAAGCAUCCAGGGGAUCUCAUCUCAGUUCUGUUUUCUUCAUCAUCAUCCACGACACCAUCAACUUCCCACGAUAUAGCACUGAAGGACAUGCUGGACCAUUGUACCUCCUAGAAAAGAAGAUGCUGAGGAUUUGGUCUCCAUUGCUAAGUUUGCAUUUUCCUUUCUGCAAAUCGAUCCACAAUCUAGACCAACCAUGAAACAAGUUUCACAGGAGUUGUCCAUUCAGAGGGCACCAUUAUCCAAUGUUUUUAACAGGAUUACUCUGGAAAAUCUGGUUAACAAUGCAUUGAUUUCCUAAGGAUCAUCCAUCUAUGCAUGUAUGGUUUGUGUAGUGUAUAUGAUCUAGUUCUAUGUCACUGUAUUUAUUUUCAUCAAUACUAACAAUUACGAUUUAAUUUGCAUAACAUUAAGUUAGAGUUAAUUUAAAAAUAGCUGUUUAAGUUUAUCAA